UCUCUCACUCUCUCUUUCAACUCCUACUUCCCCUCCCCCUACCAAAGUGCCACCCUUCAAAUACCACCGGCACGUCGCUCAUCUCCGCCCACCUGCAGCUGCGCCUGACCCGGCAGCUGUUUACAAACACCCUCUGCACUCGCAGUCAUUUGUCUCUUCGCUGUACGACUCCUGUGUCGUCCAGCGCAACCCCCACUGUCAGCAUCGUCGUCCCGCGGCGCAACUGUCGCCUUCAGGACAGCAGGUCCGUCUUCACCGCGCCUUCACUCAAGACCUCAAGGUUACCGGACUCGGCCUUUCUCUGGUAGAACGGGCUUGAGUACGGUAAUUCCUUGCACCAGCUGCUUCCAUGCCGUUAGUCAUUGCUCUUCCUCAUCGUCGCGCCCCUUCCCGGCGUGCGCUUUCGCGCCGUCCUGCCCAACGUCGAGUUACUGCUGCUGCUUCUUCUCCUUCCUCCUCCCGCUCCCGUGCCAGCCCUCAGUCCAGCGUUUCGAUUACAUCCGCAAUGGCAGAGAGCGACACUAACGUCUUGAUCGACUUUAGGUUAAAGGACAUCAACGUAAACCACGCGACGGGCUCAGCAGCACACCACCCGUACUCCGAGGACGAGGAAGAAGACUCUGGUGUCCAAGUGUCGUCGCACUCGGGCAGCCACGAAGACGAAUACACAGACUCCGAGGAAGACGAAGACGAAGAGGAAGAGAGAGACGAAGAGGAGUGGGAUUACAUUGUUGAAGACGAGAUCGAACCAUCCGAUUCCGCGUCGCGCCCUCGCUUGUCUGCCAGACACACUUCUGUUCCCCCGCAAGCUCCCCGACCCCAGCCCGCGCGGCGCAAAUCCUCCCGCCACGUCCCUGUGCGCAACCCUCCGCCUCCCGCCCGGUCCAGGAGCAGACAAAAGCUGGACUCAGAGCACCGGCCGCGGCGGCGAAGGCCACAAUCCGCCCAUUCUGAAAGCCUGGAGAGUCACGACGACUAUCCGGGCUACCCCCGGGGCGGACAUCCCCCACAUCACCCCAGUCAACAGUGGUCGCAUGUUCCUCACCAGCCCCCACCUAGCGGGUAUGCGCCCAGCAUAAUGUCACAACCAUUCAAUCCAUUCACAGGUGGUCCACCACCACCUGGGAAUCAGCUGGUGCCUUUCGGCAGCCCUGACCCAAAUUAUUACGCUGCAAACCCCUUCUCACCAAGUGGUGGCGCGAACCCUUUCGCCUCCCCACCGGCCCAUGGUGACCCCAAUGGGUACUUUCCUCCUCAGGGGCAUGGUCAUCGUUCUGGAAGAGGCCAUCGCAACUCAAUGCCUCCCGUGCCGGCGGGAGACAUGAUGCCCUACGGAUAUGCGAAUGGAUAUUAUCCUCCAUACGGCGCACCACCUUACGGGAUGCCUGGAAUGCCACCAAUGUGGCCUCCAUACCAGCCACCCCCCCCUCAACACACAACUCCGCCACCUGCCCAUCCCCCUUCCACAAAGGGCACGCCGGCUCCCCCCCAAGACCCCGCCGCACAACCAGCUCCGCCCCCUCCUCCCCCUCCUCCUCCUCCUCCACUACCACCCCCGCCAAUACAAUUUAUGCCUCCACCCCCACCUCCGCCAGAUACAGCUAAAGAGGAUGGUAUGCUCACCAAACUUGAGAGGCUCCUUCUCGGCAAAGCGGCGGAAGAUGAGAAAGCUGCAGAGGCUGCGCGGAAGAAGGCGGAGGAGGCUAAGUUCUCUCGUCUAGAGAACCUCCUUAUCGCCCAACAAGAGGCUCGUGCUCAAAAGGACGCAGAGAAGAAGAAAAAGCUAGAGGAGGCCGAAGCCAUGCAGCGGGAGGCGAAGAAGAGGGGAGACGAAGAUAAGUUGGCAAAGCUCGAGAAGCUCAUAAUUGCCCAGAAAGACGAGCAAUUAAAGCGAGAGGCCGCCACUGAGGCUGCUCGACUUGCGGAGAAGGCUGAGGCCGAGUCCCGCGCUGCAAAGGAGGCCGCAGAAAAGAAAGCUGCUGCGGAGACGGCUGCAAAGUUGUUGGAAGCCGCGAAGAAAGCUCGGGAGGAGGCUGAGGCGAAAGCGGCAAAGGAUGCCGAAGAAGCGAAAGUAGCACACGAGAAAGCGCUCGCCGAAGCCAAGGCGGCUGCAGAGGAACUGGAGAAGGCCAAGAAGGCUGCAGAAGAAGAAGCCAAACGACUCAAGCCAUCCGACGCGCCAAAGCUUCCGAUCAAGUUCAAAGAUGCCGUAGGCCGCAAGUUCAGUUUCCCCUGGCACUUGUGCAAGACCUGGAAGGGCAUGGAAGAGUUGAUCAAGCAAGCCUUCCUCCACGUCGAUGUCAUUGGCCCCCACGUGCAUGAGGGACACUACGAUCUCGUAGGUCCUGAUGGAGAGAUCAUUCUGCCCCAGGUAUGGGAAACAAUGGUACAGCCUGAUUGGGCCAUCACAAUGCACAUGUGGCCAAUGCCCGAACCUCCUCCAGCACCUAAAGACGUGCCGCCGCCUCCUCCACAUCCCAUUGACCCACAAAUGGUCAUCAUCCCGCCUCACCAUGGGAGGGAGAAAAGGAAGGGUAGAACGAAAGGCUCCUCCAGGCAUCAUAUGAUGCCCCCGCCACCGCCACCACCGCCACCACCACCACCUAUGGGUAUGCCCCAACCGCCGCCACCUCCUCCGCCUCCACCACCCCCCGCGGCCGCAGAUGGUGGGGGUCCACCACCACCGCCAGCAGGCAUAAUACUUGAGCCGCAGCGACCCAGGUCCACAAGGCCGGCAGCAAACCCUACUCUCUUGAGGUGGAUGGCUGGGUCGAAGCGUUCGCAGUCUUUAAAAGGGUUAAAAAAACCUGAAGGCCCUAGAACUCCAACCACUGUAGUUGCUACUAACGGCGAGGGCGGGUGCAUUGUCAUGUGAAGAUACCACUAAUAUC
Messenger RNA from Lindgomyces ingoldianus, 2891 nucleotides. RefSeq lists its product as uncharacterized. Bases 350 to 2875 code for a protein of 841 amino acids. NCBI's taxonomy places the organism in Eukaryota, Fungi, Ascomycota, Dothideomycetes, Pleosporales, Lindgomycetaceae. The record is from RefSeq and is a predicted model, not a curated record. The transcript is spliced from 2 exons.